Strongylocentrotus purpuratus (purple sea urchin) is the source of this 2930-nucleotide messenger RNA. Its product is annotated as glycoprotein hormone beta-5. Gene Ontology annotation, molecular function: hormone activity. Lineage: Eukaryota; Metazoa; Echinodermata; Echinoidea; Camarodonta; Strongylocentrotidae. Bases 72 to 479 code for a protein of 135 amino acids. The record is from RefSeq and is a predicted model, not a curated record. The transcript is spliced from 3 exons. Gene Ontology annotation, cellular component: cytoplasm; extracellular region. Gene Ontology annotation, biological process: G protein-coupled receptor signaling pathway.
CCGCAGCAGAACUAUACAUAAGCGUCGAAUCUCCAUUGUCUAUCCUGAGGCUCCCAUCACCCUCAUUUAACAUGGUGUCUGCUCUCCAAACUGUAACGACGGCCGCUCUGUUGGUUGUCAUGACGUCACAUCUUGCCAGUGCGACCUUUGACCCUGUCACCGCCAUUGACUGCUACGUGCACACGGGAAUGAAACAUGUGGCGGAAAAAUCAGGCUGCGACUCGAGUAUCAUAAACGUCCGGGGCUGCUGGGGUAGAUGUGACAGUUACCAGGUCCCAUCGCUUCUUACCAAACUCUUUGACGUCAGUCACCCGAUGUGUACACCAGCUAGCUAUAAGAACAUCACGGUAACGCUGGAAAACUGCGCUCCUGGCAUUGACCCGACCUUCACUUACGUAGAAGCCACCACAUGCGGUUGUAGGAAGAUCAGAGGUACCGCUGUCCACUAUGGCUACAGACCGGAUUAUUUUCUCCCUUGAGAGUUCAUUACCAUUUCUAGUUGUCCUUUGUCACUGAAAUGUUUUCGAUGUUUCGUCGCCCGGAGUCACCACAAUGCAAUAGAAACAUUGAGUGAUUGAAACGUGUCCAUGUUGUUGUUUAAUUUCUUUCUUUUUUUGUCACUUUAGCGUGAAUAUUUGUGAUAUUUAGUAGUUACUAUUUUUCUUGGCUGAUAAAAGAACUGAUAACACCUUGUCGAAUUCAAGUUUUGUUUCAUCAUUAUUCCCUAGAUCGUGAUACACAAGAAAUGAGUAAAGUCUAUUUUUAAAUGAUAGAAAAAUACCCCAUUUUCACGCAUAAGACAAGGAACAAUAAUCUAUGACAGCAGAGGAUCAAGAAAUUGAAUAUUGUGAGAAGUUAUUACCUCUUGAAAAAUCAGGGUCGUGUCUUAGAUAAGUCGAGUCUGUUGUCAGUCUUAAGUCUUAAUGAACAUAACAUGAAAUAGGCGGUCUUUGCGAAUUAUUAGAGGACUCACGAUCGCUUUGGAUGGUCACAAAUCUUCUAGAGGUCAAGUCGUUCAUUAACAUUUUUGAAACAAAUUGAUGAACAAGUUAUUAACAUCUAACUGGUCACUCCCAAGCACGUGUUAUUCUUUAAAACUCCUCCUUUUUACACCCUUCACUUAUGUGCCAUCAUAGAGUUAUAUUCAUAAAUCGCAUAUAUGUACAGCGCAAGAACAAAACGAAAUUAGCGGAUAUAAUCAGAGUUCAUGUUGUGAACGAAUGAGAGUGAUAUUUAUUGUGUAUUUUUUGUUUGAAUGUGUGUGUGAUGAUCCAUGUUCGUGCAUCACCAUUUUUUCUGUUUCAUAUCAUUUAUAAAGAUAUCAGUACUAUAGAAAGUAUGUAGAUUUUAUUUGUUUUGACUUCCAAACGUAAGGAAUAUUACACGAAGUGAAUUCCAGUUUGAUGCCAUGAAGAGAACAGAUUAAAGAUGGACGAUCCUGAUUAUGUUGGCAGAAUUUAGCACGCUAUCGACGUGAAGAUGAAAUAGAUUUUUAAGAGUUAUAAAUAUUAUCAUUUACAAGUGUAAAUAUUUAAAUCUUAACGUAACAAUUUGUCAUGAUUUGCUCUUGCCAAUUUCAAUAGAACCUUAUCAAAAUGUUAUAGCUACAUUUCAAAGAUGUUGAAAAUAUAUUUGUCACGAUAAUGUUUGCCUUACUCAAGACAUGUUUCCGUUCACACUAGAAAGCCUGCCCUUUAUAUCCCAAGGGCAUAAUUUAUUUAUACGUCUAAAAUUUCUUUGAUGUAGGUCUAAUAUUUCUUAUAAUCAGACUUUGGAGAUAAUGAGGGAUAGAAUAUCAUUUAUUUUCUUCAAUGUGCUGAAUACUUUUAUGUUUGUCCUCUCCAAGGUGUACUCGAUGAUUUAGUAUGUUUUUGAUCAAUUUGGCAAUUUAUUGUAUUUGUUUAGGUUUUUUCAAUAAGACCUACUUGGAAAACCGUGCGAUUUCUAUAUGUAAGAUUAUACAAUGAAGAUUUCAAAUUUGUUUAUCGAAAUACAUUUCUUUUUGUGUGAGAAACGUACGUAUUCUUGAAAAUAAAUACAUUUGAAAUUUUUGAACGGCAACAUUAUCGCUAUACAUUUUUAUUUCAUUAUUUUGCUAUGUUUGUGUUUGCUUAAGUUAUGAUGAUUAGAGCUUGCAUUGAAAGAAGUACAAAGUAAACUAAAUAUAUUAGAGGUAUUAGCAAUACCUCAGUGUCAUGUUUGUCUCGUAGCAUAUAUAUAUAGUUUACAAACCAUAACGAAAAAAGACAAAUUACAGUCGAAGCUUGCAAGUGACAUUUAUUGAUUCGGUUUGUAUUUGGCAUAGAUAAUAUGCUAGGAAAACGAAUUCCAUGCAAAAUAAACCAUAUAUCAGUAUCAAAUAUUGAUGAAUUUUCCUUUGGGAAAAAUAUUUUAUCUGCCCCAUCAGUGCAUGAUUCAUUAUUUUCUGCUACAAAUAGGUAAACAAAAAGUGUGAUGUUGGGAGUAGUAUUUGGAGUGGGGUUGGAGGAAACUAGAAGUCGUGCAUCUUGAAAUCUCUGGGUAGACCGGGUCAACAUUAGAUCUACUUCCUAUUUGUCAUAUUACCUCUGAUGUGAAACUGAUGCCACGUGUAAGAGAACAAUCCAACAAAUAAAGUCACAUAUUUCGAUUAAAGUAUAUUUCGCAUUCUUUACUCUGAUAUAAAAAAAAUUAUAUAUCGUAUUCAUUUAUCUUUUAUCCAUUUGUUAUUUCUUUGGGGUUGAAACAAAGAGAACAAAACCCAAUUUUCUUUUCAAAACUUCCACCAAAAUUGCUUUCUAAUUAAUAUUCGUAUGAAUAGCAACUUUUUUUUUUUUAGCAAAAUUUAUGUGACAAAAUCUAAUUGUAUCCAAAUAGAAAUGUAUUAAACAUUGAUUAUAUUUAUUUCAUUCAAUAGGUUUGAAUGCAAGAUUAAAUUAUUUACUGAAUAU